UAUUAUGUCUGAUCCUCAUUCAUUCCUCUUCAUAAAUUUUUUAUGCAAAGAAACCAUCACUCAAUUACAGUCAAACACUACGGUUAAUGCCUUGAAAAAAAUUGUUCAAUUGAAUUGUUAAUGGAGCAGGAAUCGAUCCAUAGAAGGCAUCAGCGACGAGAUUCUCCAGCGAUCGUCGGAGCGGCACAAUCGCAACAGGUCCGACUUCCACCUCGCCGGCGACUCCACUUCUCCCGCCGCCAGCCAACACGCCUCUCUCCCGUUUGGCCAACCCGACGCUGACUCCUAUCCGAUACGCCGCCUCCCACCAAAGCUUCCUCCGAACCCUAGAUCCCGCUUCCUUGAAAAAAACCACGAAGUCCCCUCACGCCGCACCUUCCGCAGUUCCUCUCCUUCCCCUCGCUCUCCGUCGCCUCUUUCGCCGGAGAAUGCUCUCCACCAGCCUCCGCCGCUUUCUCCGCCGCGAAACCUGCUCAAAUCUUCCCACCGGAGGACGGUCUCCUCUUCCACUUGCUCUCUUGACAAGGACUCUACAAUACGGAGAUCUGUUUCAAGCAGCCGGAAGCUGGCGGUGGAGGGAAAGCGGGGGGAAGACGUGAAGAUGAUCAACGCGUUCCUGCGCCGGCAGAGGGCAACGAUCGGUAUGGCUUCGGACGGUGAAGUGUCCGUUAAGGCCAAGAUCGUCCUGUCGUCGUACACGCCUGACACCAGCUCAAUGGUGGCGGCUAUUUGCUACGCGUGGUUGCUGGAGAAUACGAGGAAGAGGGAGAAGAGUAAGAUUAAGGAUGAGGUUGUGGUGCCGGUGAUCAACAUGAGGAGGGCAAGAAUGUGGGAGCAUAAGCAAGCAGCUUGGCUUUUUCAUCACAUUGGAAUCGAUGCUUCUGCUUUAAUCUUCUCGGAUGAGCUAGAUUUGGAGGGCCUGUUAAUGGGCAAGCAGCUAAGUUUACUUAUUGUGGGACAAGAUGUUUUGCAGACAAAUGGCGAGGUUGGAUCUCUGUGUACAAUUCUGACUGAUAACUACUGUGAAGAUGCGUAUGAUCUACUUCAGACUUCCAAUUUAAGAAGACUUCUUCUUGCUGGAAUUUUAUUAGAUACUCAAAAUCUGAGUAGUCUUGCCAAGUCAUCAACAAAUAGAGAUGCUGAAGCUGUGCAAUUGCUCUUGGUUGGUUCUUCUCCUGAUUACAGAGAUUUUUUCUUCAAGCAAGUGAUGAAAGAACAUGGAGAAGAAUAUUUUCUUGAAUCUAUGAGGCAACAUUAUGGGAAACUUCCUGUUGAAGUGAAGCAGAAGCCCUCAACAGCUCCAACUUCAGGACCAGCAGCAGUGCAACCAACUCCAGCUCUAGCUCCUGCUCCAUCUAAGCCUACAGAAAAACCAUCCUGCACUAAGAACAAAUUCAGUGUAGGAAGAUUCUUUAAUUUUUUUUCAUAAUUUAUCAAAUUCCUUGUUCAUAGAGCAAGCUAUUUGUCAUCUUUCCAUUUCUGCCAUUUUUCAGGCAAUGCAGUGAGUAUGACCGCUUGUAUCCUGUUGCGCCGUGAAAAG
Messenger RNA from Dendrobium catenatum, 1540 nucleotides. RefSeq names its product exopolyphosphatase PRUNE1. The transcript has 7 exons. The coding region runs from base 602 to 1429 and encodes 275 amino acids. The record is from RefSeq and is a predicted model, not a curated record. NCBI's taxonomy places the organism in Eukaryota, Viridiplantae, Streptophyta, Magnoliopsida, Asparagales, Orchidaceae. Gene Ontology annotation, molecular function: exopolyphosphatase activity. Gene Ontology annotation, cellular component: cytoplasm.